AUGAGGAUGUUCCUGUUGUCUCUGGCUUUUUUGGCGUCUCUGAAGGUUUUCCACUCAGCUCCUGGUCACGCUCCACCAGCUGUACUGACAGAAACUCUGAAACGACUAUCUCUGGAAGGGGUGAAGUUAGUAGAUGAGGAGGUGCAGAGAGCUCUUUAUGGCAUUAAGCAGAUGAAAGAAGUGAUGGCGAAGAACGAGGAGAAACACGAGCAGCUCAUCAAGAUGCUUCAAAACAGCAGAGAAAAGAAGACGGAGGCGGCAGAGAUGGCACGGCAUGUGGUAAAGAAGUUGGACAAGGCUGAGGAGCAGUGUAAGGAGAAUCUGAAAACCCUGUGGGAUGAGUGUCAGCCCUGUCUGCAGGACGCCUGCAUGAGCUUCUACAACAACACCUGCCGUCGCGGCUUCGCUACUUUCGCCAGUAAGCUGGACGCUUUCUUCCACAAGUUAAGCACUCACUUCGGCUUACUAAUCACCCGAGAAGAACUCACUGUGAACAAGAGUGCAGAGACGCCCGAUCUGGAUUUGAAAAGUAUAGAGGACUCGUUUAACAAUCUGGUCUCCAAAGUCGAUAAUCUUGUAAACCGCAGCAUGGGACUGGUGUUCAGGUUCCACAGCAAGCUGGAUGAAACACUGCAGCAGGCCUUCGCUCCAGAGCCAAAGGAAGAUAAGGGGAUCCCAGCACUGGAUUCAGAUCUUCUGCAGGGAGCAGGAAUAGGACUCCAGGAAGUGUUGGAGUCCUUUGUUGACUUUACGAUCAGCGUGGUGGAGGAGUUUGAAUCUGUGAUCACACAAGCCUUUGAUGACGCUCAUGGGGUCCUAGAGGAAGCAGAGAUGGAACAAGAAAAGCAGCUGCACCCUGUGUUUAUUCAGAACAAGAAACUGUGUAGAGAUCUGCGUAGACAGUCAGCAGAGUGCUGGCAGCUCCAGAGCAAAUGCCAAGCCUGCGAGGAACCUCUGUUCUCUGAGUGUCCAAGCAUGCAGGAGUUACAUAUCGAACUGAACGAGAUAUCUGAGCUGCUGGAUGUUGCUAAGGAGCAGUAUGAUGAGGUCCUAGGUAUCGUGCAGCAUCACACUGUGGACACCAUCAGCUGGAUCGAUGACAUGGCUGCCCAGUUUGGCUGGGUGGCAGAGCUUGCUGAUGGUAGCGUCGCAAAUGAGAACGUCUUCAGCAUCACCACGGUGAAGAAUGAAGAGAUGGUUAAUGUUAAUGUUCCAGGAGGAGAAACGAACACCCCUGAAGCUGACGUUAAGGUUCUGGUGAACAUCUUGAAUGCUCCUCCUCUUACACUCACUGUUCCAGGCAGCCUGGAUGCACAAGACCAUGCUUUCAUUCAGUACAUAGCCAAUGAGGCUUUGGGAUUCUACAAGAAGAAGAACAGGCUGGAAGAUGCCUGAGACUGCCUGGAG
Molecule: messenger RNA, 1407 nt
Organism: Clarias gariepinus (North African catfish)
Lineage: Eukaryota; Metazoa; Chordata; Actinopteri; Siluriformes; Clariidae
Gene: clul1
Product: clusterin-like 1 (retinal)
Exons: 8
Coding region: 1-1395 (464 amino acids)
Source: RefSeq, a predicted model, not a curated record